AUGGAGUACGCUCAAUACACACAGCAACAACAGGCCGCACACUCAGGUUACACAAACUCGGGCGCUCAAAACAGUAUCACCUCGCCCACAAACCACAGCAUCAACCAACACGCGGUGCAAACCUCGCCGAUUCUUUCCAACCAGCAGCAACCACCGGCUCAGGGACACAACAUGUAUCAACCACAAUACGGCGUCCCACAGCAGGGUAUGCCGCAAGUCCACUAUGGAAUGCCUGGCAUCCAGGCGGCCGCAAUGGCCGCAACCGCCGCUGCCUCUGGCUCAAAUUACGGCUAUAUGCCAUCCGACCCCAACAUGCCUCACAGCUCGCCCCGAAUGGGUGCUAAUGCGAAGAAGGACGGCCGCCAGUCCCCUCGCAUGAACAACAUCUCUCAAAUACCUGGUCGCCGAAUGAGCCAGGUCACGAGUCCCGGAGUACCCAAUGCCCAGGCCAUGAUGAACCACGCCGGGCCUCGGCCAGGUGUCGCCCCUCCUCAAAUGACCCAGGCGCAGAUGCAGCAUCCUCAAUCGCCAGAGGUGCCCGCAGGCACUGGUGUUGAGGAAUCACCCCUCUAUGUCAAUGCUAAACAAUUCCACCGCAUCCUGAAGCGACGCGUCGCUCGCCAAAGACUUGAGGAACAGCUCAGGCUGACCUCCAAGGGCCGGAAACCGUACCUCCACGAGUCACGACACAACCAUGCUAUGCGCAGGCCCCGUGGCCCCGGCGGACGAUUCCUUACUGCGGAAGAGGUCGCGGCUAUGGAGCGAGAAGCUACCAAGGGACCAGACGGCAGUAUCGACGGCGGAGAUUCUGUUGUGUCAACGAAGGCGUCUGGAUCCGCAGGGACCAAGCGCAAGUCUGAAGCCGACACUGAGACCGCGAACAAGAAAGCUAAGACAGACACAGCAAGCUCCAAGGAUGAGGAAGACGAGGAUGACGGCUGA
Messenger RNA from Ilyonectria robusta, 942 nucleotides. RefSeq names its product CCAAT-binding transcription factor (CBF-B/NF-YA) subunit B-domain-containing protein. Gene Ontology annotation, biological process: regulation of transcription by RNA polymerase II. The transcript has a single exon. Bases 1 to 942 code for a protein of 313 amino acids. Gene Ontology annotation, cellular component: CCAAT-binding factor complex. NCBI's taxonomy places the organism in Eukaryota, Fungi, Ascomycota, Sordariomycetes, Hypocreales, Nectriaceae. The record is from RefSeq and is a predicted model, not a curated record. Gene Ontology annotation, molecular function: RNA polymerase II cis-regulatory region sequence-specific DNA binding; DNA-binding transcription factor activity, RNA polymerase II-specific.